CACUCUUCCCACUGCACUCUCCCUUCUCUCCCUCUCUCUCUCUAGCUCACCAAUGGCACGAUGGCCCCCCUUACUGUCUCUCCUCCUCCUCCUUCUCUCCUCCCCCACCUCCUCUCUCUCUCCUCCCACCAGCACCACCAGCACCACUAUCUCCCCAACCCAAUCCCCCUCCUCAUCUCCAUCCCCACCCUCCACCCCCUCAUCCUCCUCCUCCUCAACCCUUGACCCAAAACAACUCAGAGCCCUCCAAUCCCUCAACGUCCCCACCUCCACCGACCCCUGCUCUCAACCACCCUCCCUCCACAGCGCCACCGUCUGCGACGCCGCCAAACCGUUCCGCCACCUCCUCUCCCUCCGGCUCUCCAACUGCUCCGCCGACCUCUCUCUCUCCAUCACCGCCCUCUCUUCUCUCUCCUCCCUCACCUCCUUCCAAUUCAUCAACUGCCCCACCGCCCCCGUCCGCUUCCCCUCCUCUCUCUCCACCAACCUCCGCUCCUUCACCUGCCUCAACAGCCUCCGCAAACUCACCGGCGUUUGGCUCAGCCGCUUCCCAAAUCUCACCGAUUUAACCGUCUCUGGAGUCACAAUCAACGCCAGUGGACCAUCAAUCAUACUCGGAAACAUGAAAAAGCUCGAAUCUUUGACUAUUUCUCGAGCAAAUCUAACUGGGUUUUUGCCAAAACACUGGCAUUUGAACCUUACCCACAUUGAUUUGUCUGCUAAUUUGCUCAGAGGAAAAAUUCCCAGUUCGUUAACUCUCCUCGAAAACCUUCAAUCCUUGAAUCUAUCUUCAAAUGGGCUCAAUGGAGAGAUACCCAGUUCAAUUGGGGACUUGUUGUCUCUCCAAAACGUUUCUCUCUCAUCGAAUUCUCUCUCUGGUUCGAUUCCAGAUUCAAUGGCGGCUAUACCUGGAUUGGUUAAUCUCGAUCUGGGUUCGAAUCAACUCAAUGGGACAAUCCCAAAAUUCAUUGCAGAUAUGAGAGAUUUGAAAUACUUGAAUCUUGAGAAGAACAAUUUCAAUGGUGUAAUGCCAUUCAAUGCCUCGUUCAUAAAGAGAUUGGUUGUGUUCAAGAUUGGUAGCAAUAUCAAUCUCUGUUACAAUCAUUCAACAAUCUCUCCCAAAGUGAAGCUUGGGAUUGCACCUUGUGACAAGCAUGGGCUGCCUCUCUCUCCGCCGCCGUCCAAGGACUCCGGUGGUGGUGGUGGUGGUGGUGGUGAUAGUAUUGGCGGUAAUAGUCCGGUGGAUGAUUACAGUCUUGGUGAUGAAAGUAAUAGUAAGAGCAAGCAACACACUCAUGGACCAAGUAAGGUUGUUCUUGGUGUAGCAAUUGGGCUUUCUUCAGUAGUCUUUCUCAUUAUUUUCUUGGUGCUAAUCUCAAAAUGUUGCAGAUGAAGAAGAAAAAAAAAAGGAUUGUUGGUUCAUUUUAGAUUAGAGUAAAAUUGUUAACUGGAAAGUUGAAUUGAAUUUCUUUUAAUUUAUUAUACAUUUUAAUCAUGAAGAAGAGUAAUUGAAGGGGGAGAGAGAGGAGAGAAAAUUGUUGUGAUUGGUGUUUUUUUUUUUUUUUUCCAAGCUCUUUUUUGAUGUUUUGGUGGGGGAAGAAAGCUCUCUGUUUUCCACUUGUUUGUGGGGGUGUAUGAUUAGCUGCUGUGGAGGAGAAAAGUGUUUUGAUUUCAUGUGGUAACUUGAUUUGUUAUAUACUAUGUAUAUGUGCUUCUGUUUUUCUUAAUUUCAGCCUCUCCCUGUGUUCAUGUCUU
Molecule: messenger RNA, 1755 nt
Organism: Camellia sinensis
Lineage: Eukaryota; Viridiplantae; Streptophyta; Magnoliopsida; Ericales; Theaceae
Product: receptor-like protein 51
Molecular function (GO): protein binding
Source: RefSeq, a predicted model, not a curated record